CACUGCCUUGACGAAACUAAAAUUAGGCCUGACACCGACCUUGUAUGUCCUAUGUUCCUGUCUUGUGACUUUCUUCAAAGGAACUCCAAACAAAACAUUCGAUUCAUGCCUAUCAUGUGAAGGAUCAUGUCGUUUUUUACUGCAGAUGACGAUGACCAGGAUUUCUCGCUAACUGGAGGCGGCUCCAAACUAGCCUCUAUAUUUGGCAUCGACCAGGCUUCCAAUCAGGGUGGCAAUGAGUCCCUGAAGUACACUGCCCCAAAGCAGCCCAGACCAGCCCAGGCACAGCCUCAAGGGGGCGCUCCUGCAGUACUCCAUGCCUGUGCUGUACAGACAUAUAAAUUUGUAAACAAUCAGUAUGCCAGCCAGGGAAAACUUGGUGCUGCUAUAGUGGGUAGUCAUGAAGCAAAAGAUUACAAGUUGCUUCUCUAUGUCAGCAAGCAACAGCAAGUUACCACAGCAAGAAUUUCUUCUAGCUUUAAUUUUACAAUUCAAGCCAACAAUUAUGCUAACUUCUAUGAUGAUGCCAGACAGAACUGGUCUCUCAACUUUGACAGCACUGAUAGUGCAGUGCAAUUUGCAAAGCAUGUUGCUCUGGCCAAGGCCAACAGUUCAGGCAAUGCUCUCACAGGCACUGUAUCUCAGGAGCUUGUCUUGGGCGAUGGUGGUGCCCUUGAGAGUGGGGAUAGUGCAGAGGUGAAGUAUACAGGCUGGCUGCUGCAGAAUAAUACUUUUGGGCAGGUGUUUGAUAGUAAUGCUAGUGCAGAAAAACUUUUCCGAUUCAAGGUUGGGAAAGGAAAAGUCAUAAAGGGCUGGGAUGAUGGUGUGAUAGGAAUGAAGAAAGGCAGCAAACGUUUGCUGAUCAUUCCACCUCACCUGGCCUAUGGUACACAGGGUAUGGGGGCCAGGGUACCGCCCAGCUCUACUCUCAUAUUUGAGGUAGAAAUUGUCAGGGUGAAGCUAUCCAAGGAACAUGUCCCUGAGCAGGCAUCCAGUAGUGCCACUCCUCCCCCUGCUGCCAGCCUUGACAUCCCAGAGACACACCAGGAAGAUUCAGUGAAGUCUAGGAGCAAGUCCAUCACAGAGCAGCUCUCACAUCACAGCAGUGAUAAGGCCAAGCUAAUCUCUCGUAUGAAGAAGAUGGGUCAACCUAUGUUGCCACUAGGUGGGGCUGUGGCUGCUGAGCCAGAUACAGACGAGGAACCAGUAUCUGAGAGCCCCUCACCUGCUCCUGUUACAGAACAGCCUCAGCUCUCAGCUCAUGUUGCCCAGCCACAGCCACAGAAACCAGUCCCAGCAGCAGCAGCAUUCCAACCUACAGUAACAGCACAGCAUCAGCAGCCUAUCAUGGUCAGUCAGCCAGUGGUGCCACCUAUGGCUACUGCUGCUGCGCCAGUAUCGUCACAAGUUGCUGUCUACCAGUCACAAAUACCAGGGAUGCCUAUGCAGCCACAAUUCCAGCCGCCAUUCCAGCAGCCGUAUGGUUACCAACAGCCACCUCCUCCACAGUAUAGCAGCAUGUAUCAGCAGUUCCCAGCACAACCCCCAGUGUCACAACCAUACCAUCAGGCUGCCCCCCAGCCACCCCCAGGGGGUGAUGUGACCACACCCAUCCUUAUGUCUGAGACAAGACAACAGAACACAGAGAUCAGGCUAGCCAUUGGGAAGAUUGCAGACAAAGUAGAUGAGGUGCAUAAGAAGUUAGAUCAUCUGCAAGUCCAUGGAGGAGGUUCAAGUCUGGCUCUGCCUGGAAACCUACCCAACAUGGAGGCAGGGGUUCUGUUACAGAAUAUACAGAGAAUAAUACAGGAAAAUGAAAGAUUGAAGAAGGAAAUAUUUGAAAAGAGUGCAAGGAUAGAGAGUCAGAAUGAGAAAAUUGCUGACUUAUUACAAAGAAAUCAGAGUUUUGUAGAACAAAGCAAUGUGAUGUUAGAACAGAGAAAUGAUACAUUUAAAACAACAGCCGCCCAGUCUCAAUCCAGAGUACUGGCUCUUGAACAGGAAAAGGUGCAGCUCACCACAGAAUUAAGUGCGGCCACAGCACAGAUCAGCACCCUGCAGCUGGAGAUGAACUCUCUGAGGAAGAAAGAAGUUGAAGUAAGGCACCAGUUGUCUACAUCUCUGGCAGAUGGCCAACAUCAAAAGGAUGACCUGGAUCACCUAAGGAUGCAGCUGUCAGAAAAUGAAAAGAAGAUUGAACAGCUCAACUCAAGUUGGAAAGAAGAAAAGCAGAUGAAGAAGACGUUGGAGAACAAGUUGUCACUGCUGGAGGAGGAGAUGGCAGAGUUGAAGACUUCCAAUGAAAGUCUAGAAAAGUCUGCAAGCGACAGGAAGAAGAAAGCUUUAGAAGAAAAGAAAAGAUUUGAAGAAGAAUUGGAGGAAGUUAAAUCACAAUAUGAGAGUGAAAUUCAGAUUCUGAAGGAUCGGUUAAGAAAACAGAAAUCUUCUACAGACAACGUUGCUGCUGAACAGGUUGCUCAAGUAGAACAGGAAUUAACACAAGAAUGGCAACAGAAGUGUGACAGGCUGGUGUCUCAGGCCAAUGAUAAACAUGCCAGAGCCUUGCUAGAGGUAAAGGAAGAAAAACAACAGCUGGAGAACACAGUGCAAGAGCUGCAGACAAAACUUUUAACAUUGAAAAACUCCCGAGGAGACAGUGAUAAACAAUUGUCUGACCUACAAGAACAAGUAGAAGACUUGAAGGUUUGGAAAGAAAAGUAUGAAGCCCUGCAUGCCCAAGCCAUCAGUAUGAAACAGAGAUAUGAAAGCAGGAUAGAGGAGCUGAACACGGAGAAAGAAGAGGCUGUCACCAGGGCUGAGGAAGCAGAAGAGAAAGCCGCAGCCCCUGCUGCCACUGUUGGUGCCCCCACUGCAAGUGGAAAUGUUUCUCCUGAAGUUUUAUUGACAGAAGUGAAGAAGAUAAUGAACUCUGUGUACCACAUGCUGCGGGCUGAGUUCCAAGUUGACCAGUCCUACUUGGGGAAAGAUAUACUGGCCAGCUUAGUAAAUGCUAUCAAGAAUGUAACUCUGAAACUGCAAGCUAGACAGAAGGAAAAUGAAGAAGACGAAGAAGAAGAAGAAGAAUCUGAAGAUGAGGAGGACGAGGAAGAGGAGGAGGAAGAUGAAGAAGAGGAAGAAGAAGAUGAAGAAAAAGACUUAAAAAGUGAACAAACUAAUCAGAAAGAAGAUUUACAAGAAAAUAUUAAGUCAGAAAGUGCCAUACCAAACCAAGAUGCCACACCAGCUUCACUUAGCAAGACAUCAGAAGACCACCCAGAACCUGAAGUGAUUCUGGAGCCCUCUAGUGGCAGUGAGUCACAGACAUUUCCUAGUGAUAGUGACACACAGACACCUAGUUCUAAUACUACUGAAGUGCCCUCUAGUGAGACUGAUUCACCAGCUCCCUCUAGUGGUGGUGACUCUACAGCCCAUAUAAGGGCAGACAACGACAGAAAAACUGAUAGUGAUGUCUUAACUAAUGGAAUGGAAGAGAACAAUGUUGUAGAAAAGGAGGAAAUAACAGAUAACAGUCCAGUAGAAAAUGGUGAUAAUAUCCAAGAAGUGGAAAAUUCAUAUCAUGAGCAACCGCCAGUUGUCCCAGAUGCUGAAGAUGAAGAACCCCCAGAGCUUCCAGGAGAAAGUCCCGACAAUACGGAUCCUCUCUCUAAUGGCACGGAGAUUGCUGCUGAACAAGAAGAAGCACAGGCUUCAUUAAAAGACAUGGUGCAGCAGGCAGUGAGCCAAGAGAGCACAGAGGCAGACAUUGAUGAUAGACCAGUGCCGCCCCCUAUGAACAGUUCUUUGUUUGGGGGCGAUGAUGAGGAUGACGAUGACUUGUUUGGGUUUGCUGUGCCUACAGAGCCGGAGGCUGAAAAGAAAGUGGCAGUGGCAAAGAAGGAAGAAGAAGAGAUUGAUCCCACAAAAGACAAGCCGCCGCCUCUGUUUGGUGACGAAGACGAUGACGAUGAUUUGGAUUGGCUGAGUUGAUGACAGCUCACAUUUAAUGAAAAAUUUAGAGAUUAAAUCAUGCUCUAAUGAAGUGUUUGAAGUCAUUUUGAUCAUUAUUUAGUCCCAUAAUUUAAAUUUAUUGUAUCGGAGAAGCGAUUUUGUUAUCACUUCUUAAAUUUGACUUGAAUUGAUCAGUCUUAUUUCCAGAAACAAUGUUAUAAUUGUAAUGCCUGAACAUGAGUUGUAAAAGUAAAUAGGCUUAUGUCAAAUAUUGAACUUUAUUUGUGUGGGAAUGACACCAAAAAUGAUCAAGACAAUCUGCACUUCAGUAAAAUGAUCAACAAGCUGAACUUAAUUAAUUUUUUGUUGGCAUUAUUUCAGAAGAAUUGGCCAAAAGUGAAGUUUUUACAGAAAUUGUUUUGAUGGGCUAUUAAAGGGAAAACUUAAACAGAAAACUUUGAUCAAGGAUGAUACAAGAUUUUUUAUCAUGAAAAUUUAUAACGGUGCAGGGUGAUGUUUGAGUUGACCUGUGUAAAAAAGAUAAUUAUAUAAAAAUAUUAGAAAUAAAUGCAGUAAGUUGUUAUGCAUUCAAUUCCAUCACAUUGCCAAUAAAUAUUUAUCUU
Molecule: messenger RNA, 4571 nt
Organism: Lingula anatina
Lineage: Eukaryota; Metazoa; Brachiopoda; Lingulata; Lingulida; Lingulidae
Product: FK506-binding protein 15
Molecular function (GO): peptidyl-prolyl cis-trans isomerase activity
Source: RefSeq, a predicted model, not a curated record